AUGGCGAUCAAGCACAACAACCAGAUCCAGAAGAACCACUUCCGCAAGGAUUGGCAGAAGCGUGUUCGCGUGCACUUCGACCAGCCCGGUCGUAAGCACCGUCGUCGUGAGAACCGUAUCGCCAAGGCUGCUGCCGUUGCUCCCCGUCCGGUCGACAAGCUGCGUCCCGUUGUCCGAUGCCCCACCGUCAAGUACAACCGCCGUGUCCGUGCCGGUCGUGGUUUCACCCUGGCUGAACUCAAGGAGGCCGGUAUCCCCAAGAAGCUCGCUUCCACCGUCGGUAUCUCCGUUGAUCACCGCCGUACCAACUACUCUAAGGAGUCCCUGGUCGCCAACGUUGCCCGUCUCCAGGACUACAAGGCCCGCCUGAUCCUCUUCCCCGCAAGAGCGGCCGCUCUUGCCUCCGGCAAGACCGAGGGUUUCGCUACCCGUGCCAGCGCCAGCUUCCCCAUCGUCAACGCUGCUGAGGCCAACGCCAUCACCGAGGUCAAGCGUGACUCCCUCGUCAAGUCUGAGGAGUCUGUCUACCGCCGCCUGCGUGACGCUCGCUCCGAGGCCCGCCACAAGGGUAUUCGUGAGAAGCGCGCCAAGCUCAAGGCUGAGGAGGAGGCCAACGCCAAGAAAUAA
Penicillium malachiteum is the source of this 627-nucleotide messenger RNA. RefSeq names its product 60S ribosomal protein eL13. Gene Ontology annotation, molecular function: structural constituent of ribosome; RNA binding. The record is from RefSeq and is a predicted model, not a curated record. Gene Ontology annotation, cellular component: ribosome; cytosolic large ribosomal subunit. Gene Ontology annotation, biological process: translation. The transcript is spliced from 6 exons. NCBI's taxonomy places the organism in Eukaryota, Fungi, Ascomycota, Eurotiomycetes, Eurotiales, Aspergillaceae. The coding region runs from base 1 to 627 and encodes 208 amino acids.